UGUAAACGUCAGUUGUACAGGCUACUUUUUCAUAACAUAAAAUCUAUAUUAACGUAAUGCUGUUAAUAUAUAAACCUAUUAAUAUAUAAAUUUGAAUUAUGAAUCCUGAAAAAUUGACGAAUUGCAUAAUGACAAUAUUAAAUUUUUUAGCUAUGUGUUUUUAAACUUAUGCUCACAUUAUGUAAAUGAUGACAUUGCCUGACGUUUUGUAGCACACCAGGUUUCAGAAGUAUAUACAUGUUUUGCUAUUAUUAAAGUUGAUACAAGAUAUAUUGGAAGCAGAGACAUAUCAACAUGUUUAGAGAUACUCAAAAAAUUAUUAUAGAGGAUGCACUCACUCCAUCGGCACCAUAUGUCAUAAAUGUCAGGAUGGAAGAUUUGCUAGAAAAAUUGAAAUUAUUAAAUUAUGAUGCAGAAUUUGUACAGGAUUUAAAAAUAAAACCAAUAAACAGGCAUUAUUUUGUCAUUCCAACCAAUCCUGGGGAGCAAUUUUAUACAUUCACAUGUCUGGCUGCAUGGUUGAUUAGAAAGGCUGGAAAAAAUUUUGAGAUGCCUCAAGAAUCAGAUGAUCCUAACUCAAUGAUAGCUUUGAUCUUGGAUUAUCUCAGAGAUAUUGAUAUACCUAUAGAAUUCCCACCCAAUAAACUCAAACAGGGUACUGGAGAACAUGCAGUUUAUGUCUUGGAUAAUUUGGCUGAUAAUGCAUUAAAGAUAGGAAAUUUCAAAUGGAACAAAGUCAGCAUUCCACCCGAUGAAUCCACACCAGAACCAGAUAUUGAGGAUGAUGACGCAGAAUUAAUUUUAGAAAAGGUUGAAGAAGAAAUGAUGGCAGAAUAUGAUGAUGAAGAUCAAGAUAUGUUGCAUGUAGAUGACAUUACAAAAUUUUACAGUCAAAAUACUAAUGAAGGACAAAAACCAGACAGCAUUUUGGAAUCUAAAACUAGUAGGGAUGAAUGGCAAUUGGAAUUAGAAAAAGUUCUACCUCGAUUGAAAGUGACGGUUAAAACAGACUCAAGAGACUGGAGAGCACACCUUGAACAAAUGAAACAACUGCGUGCAAAUAUUGCAACUAAUUUAAGUGGCACGAAAACUCAAUUAAGUAAAAUAUACACCGAUAUCGAAAAUACUUUAGAUAAAAUUAAAACUAGGGAGACUUAUCUGAAUAGACAACUUGAGUCUUCUUUGACAGAGUACCGCAUGUUGCAAGAGGAACUGUCAAAAGUUAAGGAACAAUAUAGAGAUGUUAGUGGUGGUGUUACAGAAAGGACAAGAGUUUUAUCUAAAUUAAUGGAAGAACUGGAACAUGUAAAAAAAGAAAUGGAUGAGAGAGGAUCUAGCAUGACUGAUGGGACACCUCUUAUUAAUAUAAAAAAGACGAUCACAAAAAUGAAGAAUGAAAUUUCUGAGAUGAAUGUUCGGAUCGGUGUAUUAGAAUACAGUUUAAUGUGCGCAAGAGUACGAGACCGAACUCAGUUACGGGAGGACAUGAAUAGUACAAGUGCUUCAGUAAUAAUCUAAGUUAUAAAGUAAUAUAACAUAUUUAUUAUUUGAUUACAUUGACAUAUAUUUUAAUCCGUCCAAUAUGUGAUAUUAUAUAAUGAAGUCCAAGUUUGAAAAGUUUUCGUAGAAUUCUGAAAUGUACUUUAAUGUGUUUGUAUUUAUACAUAUGAUGACAUUGAAAAGUCACAUUAAGAACAUUGAGAAUAUUAAGAACAGAAAUUACAUUCAGAUCUCGAUAUAAAAAAAUUUCUUUGAGCAUCAUAUUGUGGCAUAUCGAGAGUCCCGAAUGUUUAUUAUUAUCACGGGUCCAAUUAUUCUCUGCCUUCAAUAGAGUUGUAAUGAUAUAAUUAUAUGUAACUGAGAACACACACACACACACACACGCAUAUGCUGUUUGCAAUAUAAAAUAUAUGAAUUUUUCGUUCGCGUGUUAGCACUUUACAUACAUUUAUAUAUUAUAGCUCAUAACUGACAAUCGACACACAAUCACAAAAUGACUGUUUUAGUAAUAGGUUUUCUCUAUGUCAAAUAAAUCGUAUUUUUAUUGUUAAUAGCUAAAUCAA
This is a messenger RNA of Harpegnathos saltator (Jerdon's jumping ant), 2063 nucleotides long. It is a transcript of the gene IFT57, whose product is annotated as intraflagellar transport 57. The transcript is spliced from 7 exons. NCBI's taxonomy places the organism in Eukaryota, Metazoa, Arthropoda, Insecta, Hymenoptera, Formicidae. Gene Ontology annotation, biological process: intraciliary transport; non-motile cilium assembly. Gene Ontology annotation, cellular component: cilium; intraciliary transport particle B; microtubule organizing center. The record is from RefSeq and is a predicted model, not a curated record. Bases 295 to 1518 code for a protein of 407 amino acids.